This is a messenger RNA of Eurypyga helias (sunbittern), 1221 nucleotides long. It is a transcript of the gene TRIM59, whose product is annotated as tripartite motif containing 59. NCBI's taxonomy places the organism in Eukaryota, Metazoa, Chordata, Aves, Eurypygiformes, Eurypygidae. The record is from RefSeq and is a predicted model, not a curated record. Gene Ontology annotation, cellular component: centrosome; intraciliary transport particle B; cilium. Gene Ontology annotation, molecular function: zinc ion binding. Bases 1 to 1221 code for a protein of 406 amino acids. The transcript has a single exon. Gene Ontology annotation, biological process: cilium assembly.
AUGCAUCACUUAGAGGAAGAAUUAACGUGUUCCAUUUGCUAUAGCAUAUUCGAAGAUCCACGGGUUUUGCCCUGUUCCCAUACGUUCUGCAGGAGUUGUUUGGAAGGUGUUAUCCAGGUGUCAAACAACUUUUCCAUCUGGAGACCCCUGCGACUUCCUCUCAAGUGUCCAAACUGCAGAAGCGUCGUGGAAAGUCCUGCUGCUGGUACUGAAUUGCUCCCCGUCAACUUAGCACUGAAAGCUGUUAUUGAAAAAUACCGGCAGGAGGAUCACGCUGACGUCGCGACCUGCCCCGAGCACCACGGGCAACCGCUCAACGUUUACUGCAUUCGGGAUAGGAAACUGGUGUGCGGCCACUGCCUCACGAUCGGCCGACACAACGGUCACCCGAUAGACGACCUCUGGAGCGCCUACGCCAAAGAGAAGGAGACUUCUGGAAAACUCCUCGAGCAGCUGACUGACAAACACUGGACUGACGUCUGUUUGCUCCUUGAAAAGCUGAAGGAGCAGAAGUCCCAGUGUGAAAGCAUUGUUCAGGAUGAUAAAAAAGCGGUGGUACAGUAUUUUAAGAAACUUGGCGAUACCUUGGAGCACAAAAAACAAGCUCUGCUGACUGCGCUGGACGAGCUGAACACCUACAUCUUGGAACAGUAUCAGCCUCUCAUCGAGAAGCUGGAAAAAAUCAGGGAAGAGCAGCUGGAAUUGAUGUCCCUGAAUACAUCUAUUCAAAAAGAAGAGUCCCCGCUUAUUUUUCUUGAGAACGUGGACGAUAUGCAUCAGCGUAUCAAAGCUUUGAAACAGAAGCCUCUGCCGUCCGUUGAGCCCGUGGACGUUUACCCGAGGGUUGGGCACCUGCUGAGAGACGUGUGGUCAAGAACCGAGAUCGGUCAGAUCAACAACAUCCUCGUCCCCAAAAUAAAACUGACCCUGAAGAGGAAGUUUCGCAGCAAAGGCAGCAGAAAGAGCGGAGAAGCUAAAGAGCUCCUCCGGGCUGUAAAUCCCGUGGCGGUCCUGCUCCUCGCCGUAGGGGUAGCGGUAACGGUGUUGGCCGUCCCCAGGGCGGUGUCGUCAGCUGCAAUCGGAGCUCCUCCCGCUUGUGUCUCGGAGCUCUUGCGCAUCACGUACCGAGAUCUCUGCACCUGCUUGCAGAGUGUGGGGGACGUGCUGUGCCAUUCCUUUCAUCUGCUGACCCAGUUCUUAGGGAGAAUUUUUUGGUUUUGA